UCUCUCUCUUCUUCCCCCCAUUUCUCUUCCCUCCAAUUCUAACUCACGGAUCGCUCCAUCAGAUCUAAUCUAUGGCCUCUUCUUCUGCACUCGUAGAUCCUUCCAGGCACUACACCUAUAACCGCAAGCAAAAAUCUCUCGGCCUCUUGUGCACCAAUUUCCUGAGCUUGUAUAAUCGAGAUAGCGUUCACUUGAUCGGCCUUGACGAUGCGGCUGCGCGAUUAGGGGUCGAGAGGCGGCGGAUCUAUGAUAUAGUUAAUGUACUGGAGAGUGUCGGGGUGCUUGCAAGAAAAGCUAAGAAUCAAUAUACUUGGAAAGGAUUUGAGGCAAUUCCUGGGGCCUUACAGGAGCUCAAGGAAGAAGGUUCAAGGGAGAAUUACGAUGCUUUUGAUGGCGGCCACGAAAAUGCAAAAGUAUCAGACGAUGAGGACGAUGAAGAAACAUUGUCCAAUCCUAGUACUGGAAGUCAGAAUGACAAGUCUUGUCCAAACUCCACUCUUCCCAAAGCCACGAAGAAUGAUAACCGAAGGGAAAAGUCUCUGGCACUUCUCACUCAGAAUUUUGUCAAGCUCUUUGUUUGCCAUAAUGUGAGGAUGGAGUUGAUUUCCCUCGAUGAAGCUGCCAGGUUGUUGCUAGGAGAUGCCCAUAAUACGUCAAUAAUGAGAACGAAAGUAAGACGUCUAUAUGAUAUUGCGAAUGUGCUGUCCUCCAUGAACCUCAUUGAGAAGACUCAUACAUCAGACACGAGAAAACCUGCUUUUAGAUGGCUCGGCUUGAAGGGGAAGAUAGAGAAUGAGUCUAUUCACAAUUCAAAACCCAACGAAUCCAGGAAAAGGAUAUUUGGUAAUGAUAUCACAAACAUCAGUUUUAAGAGGAGUAAAGUGGAUUCAUUCUCUAGUGGGGGCUCAAGCCACAAUACUAAGAUAUUAAACAAAGUGGAUGGUGAUAGUUGGCUCGGUCAGGCAGACAAAAGCCAUCAAGAUCAGGAGGACUCAAAGCAGAGUUCAAGGAGCUAUCAGUUUGGUCCUUUCGCUCCCGCCUUCGUCCCCAAAGUGAGUGCCUCUGAGAAUAAUAAUGCCAAGCGGGUCCAUGAUUGGGAUAGCCUGGCAACUGCCUAUCGUCCACAGUAUCAAAACCAAGCUUUGAGAGAACUCUUCAGUCAUUACAUGGAAGCAUGGAAAUCAUGGUACUCAGAAGUCGCUGGCAAGAGGCCCAUCCAUAUUUUGUAAUUUUUGU
This is a messenger RNA of Neltuma alba, 1236 nucleotides long. Its product is annotated as E2F transcription factor-like E2FE. The transcript has 11 exons. The record is from RefSeq and is a predicted model, not a curated record. Gene Ontology annotation, molecular function: RNA polymerase II cis-regulatory region sequence-specific DNA binding; DNA-binding transcription factor activity, RNA polymerase II-specific. The coding region runs from base 72 to 1229 and encodes 385 amino acids. Gene Ontology annotation, cellular component: RNA polymerase II transcription regulator complex. Gene Ontology annotation, biological process: regulation of transcription by RNA polymerase II. NCBI's taxonomy places the organism in Eukaryota, Viridiplantae, Streptophyta, Magnoliopsida, Fabales, Fabaceae.